AACUGAGGCCUGUUGCUGCCUGCACAACAUUGCCAUCCACAGCAGGCAUUCUGUUCAAGGGUAAGUACUAAAUCAUUUACUUCUUAACCAGGAAACUGAAGGCUGUGACCACACUUUAUCGAUCAAAUUGUACCAACAUUCAUGCUUCUUCAGCAAAAGCUGAGUGGAUAGAGAAUGAUUUAAAUCGAUUCUACAGCCAUGCUUGGAGUUCAGCAUCUUUCUUGCUCUAUUUACUCUGAGAAUACUGUUGACAUUGCUGAUUCGAACAGUAUGCAGGAUAUGCAUCACAUAUGAACAUAAUAAUGGCUUAGCUCAUUACAGAGUUCUCCAUAGCUUAGCAUUUGAACAUUGGAAUAUGGAAGCCAAAGGUCAAGGGUUUGAUUCUUCUUGUGGACUCUUUGUUCCAUGCUCAUGAUGAGAUGAUAAACAUCUUUCUACAAGAAAUGCUCCUUUUGGUUUGUUCUGAUAUCACAGCUAUGGAAGACCCUCCCCGUCCUCCAAUGGAUUCGGCAAGAAGCUUGGAAAUGUCUGGUUACAUGCCAUGCAGGGGAGAUUUUGAUGUGGUAAUGAGCUCAAUUUUUUCUUUUGGAAUGAAAUGAUAAAUUUCAGGUUUGUGCCUUAACAGAGGGGCUGUGCCACAGAUGACUAUGUUUGUCCUUGGGCAGCCUGUGUAACAUGGCUUCCAUGUUAGCUCUUAAGAGCUUGGUACAUAAGAUUACUGCAGCAAAAAGCCUUCAGGGACCUGAUAAUUCUUAAAAAAUUGAAUUUAAAAUUUAAAAAAAUAGCUGGUUGGCCAGAAAUAUUCUAAUAUCUAUUUCAAGGAUUUUAAGAGGUGCAAUUUACCUAAAUUUUUAUUCUUAAUUGAAGGACUCCAAACAUUGUCUUUCACUUUUACAUUCAGGAAUAUGAUAACUACGCUGAAGUUGACAUUAAAGAUAUUGAAUUCAGUUCUUCUGAUUCCGAACUUCUCAAAGGUUGGACUUAAUAUGAUAUUUCAUUUUUUAUUAUGGCCUUUCUUGAAAAUUAUCGAAGUAUGAAUCUAAAGUUUGUGUUUGUUUAAUUGUAGAACUCAAAAUUGCUGCCAUUGAAAUAUUUUUGUCAAGGCUACGGCAAAGAUUCUACAGAAAAAGGUAAGUGAAGUUGCACUCUUUCAGAGGUUUACGGUCAAGUCGCCCGAAAGUUAUCUCGCCCGGCAAGAGGAAGAACGCCCGAGUCACGCACAGUUCGCGCGGCUGAAAAAUGUGAUAAAAUUAUGCCUGUUCUUCUGGCUAAGUGGUAUACCUCUUGUUUUCUUUACAGAAUUGUGAGAAAAUACGGACUCAUCAACAUCCGGAAAUGGCAAAGUAUGCGUCAUGUGCAUCAGUUGCGAUGUGAUGUUAAGCUAGGUUUAAGGAUGUUUAUUUUUAUGUCAUGCUAAAACAUUUUAUCCUUCGAUUUCUUUUUUCUUAGCCCUCGAGCGAAGACAGUCGAAAACAGAAAGGUACCUAAGAAUCUUCUAUUUUUAAAUUGUAGGGAAGCUAUACUUGACGUUGUACAAUGUGAUAAAUAAAUAUGUUCUCUUGGUUCAUAAGGUCACUGUUUAAUUUACAGGGAGCUUCGUGACAGCCUCAGACCUUUUGCUCGUCUUCAUUCACCGGAUCAACAUGAAAUAUUUGUCCAAGGAUUACUAAGUAAGGGCAAACACUCGACAUUUAUUAACUUUUAAAAAAUUGCAGUAUUUUGAGGUACUUGAACAAGUUGGAAUCUACCUCAGUGACGUCGAAAGAAAACGUCACAGUGAUGGUUUUAUUAUGUAGGAAAAAUAGCAUACAUUGAAACAGGUUUUUGUAAAUAAAGGAAAGAUAGUUGAGGGUUGUGCAAGAUUAGUGCGGAUUCGAAACAUCAGAAUUGAGGCAUCUCCUCAAGGUACAGCUUAAUGGAAGUUAAAACGACGUUAUUGUCAGUUUCUGAGAUAAAGAAAAUGUUGCUUUUGCUUUUCCUUUAGUGGAAUCUUUCCUGAAGAAAGAAGUUGUCAGUUUACAAGAAUACAGAUCCGCGGGCAUUCGUACAAGAAAGGGUAGGCGACAGCUUUUUAACUCAGGAGAUCAAUUCCUCCAGAGAGCCAUGUUGCAAGCAGUAUUAGCCUCAACACUUUACGUGCACAUUUUCAACUAUCUCUAACAUAUGGUCGCUGGUAAAAUUUAGACCUUUUUGACCUAGAUCAUUAGGUACUUUAUUACGCAGCGCACUCUUUAGUGCUGUGCCUUAUUUAACAGCGAGUUAUGUUAUUCGGCGUUUUAUUUCCACUGCGACAGACACGUGACAAUGUGAAUUUGCGCGUGGCUCACUACGAGUUUAAUUAUCAGACCUCAAUUUCGUUCCCAGGAUCCCUUUCUUUCUCCCUUGCGGAAGAAAGAAUUGGAGCUUGGGAACCAGGUAGAGAAAGCCUUAGACAAAGCGUUUCAUCAUAAAACUUGGGUAUCCUCGUUGACUUUUUAUUUAGGAGCAGAGGUGUAUGAGCGACUGAACAGGCGUCGUGAAGAAGACAAAUCUCGGAGAAAAAUGCUGGAUGAUAUUCUGGCUAAUAUCCAGGUAAAGCUCCAGAAGUGACUUGAAACUUUCUCCAGAAAUGAGGAACCAGUUUAAAUUUAAACAGCCGUUUACUUUUCACGCCGCGAUCUUGAUUUAUAAGUUGAAAGGCGUUUGCUGUGCGCAAUUUAUCAUGCAAUGUGGCGAAAUGAAGGGUCACGUAACGGUACCUCAAAUCACGGCAUUUUGCCCUACGGCACAGACUGUCACGGUAUGUCACGUCACGUCACGGCAUGGCACGUUACCCCGCCGCAACUUAAGUCACGGCAAGUUGCCAUACGGUACGUUGCCCAGUGGCAUGUCAUGGCAAGUCACAUCACGGCACGUUUCCCUAUUGCACGACACAUCACCGCACGGCACGUUUCCUCACGGCAAUAUGUGUCACCACCUGCGGCGUUUGGUAAUUCAUCCAAAAAUUUAUUUUAUUUUUUAAACUUGUGCUACUGUACACUUGUUGUUAAAGCGUAUUUAGCUCUUGUCAGAAUUGUUGCGAGAGGAACUUCACACUCCGUGAAGUUCUCGCAGCGUUCGUGAGGUUAUGACUUCAAGCGAACUCCUGACAGCAUUCAUGUCUCUUUUUCUUCUUUAGGACGAAAAAGCCUGUCAAGUGUGGCUUCACAGACAGGCUCAAAUGUAAGGUUAUGUUCUGUUGUAUAGUCUGCUACUCUGCUCACUCCUUUUAAGUCAAUCAGUUAGGUCGGUCAAUCGGUUCGGUCAUUCAGUCAGUCAGUGAGACAUUCAGUCAGGUAGCGAUCAGGCAGUGGUCAUACAGUUGCUCGGUCUCUUGGUCAAUGAUAUUUACCAUCGUCGACCGGUCAUUUUAUCUCUUGGUUUGUUAAAAUUCACUCAUCAGAAGUGUCUGAAGGACGACACCAGUCCACGCGUUAGUACUGAUCAUUACUCAGCGUGCAUUGCAAGCUUCUAUUUCCCCACCCCCUCACCUCCUCUUCCUUUUGACCGUCCCUAACCCUAUUGGUACAAAUUUCUCCCUCUCCCUAGCCUUCUACUACUGUAAAAAUCAUAGAUGGCAGAUAUAACUUUCACCAAGAAAAUCCGGAGAACUCGCUCGCCAAAGUUGCACCUGCGCUGCAAGCUAAUCGUGACUUAUCAGCACUUUCAGUUGGAAAGGAAAUUUCUCUCUUUAUCUUUGCUUACUUUUAACUGGAUCUAGUGCCUUAAAGUUAGUUCUUCAAAGUCGCCUUUGAAAGGCUUUGAAAGUAAUAAUCAUGUUGGUUAUGUAAAUACUGUCUCACUUUGACUUACCUUUGUAACACUUUUCAUUGCAGAGAUUCGGGGCAAAGCUUAGCGCCCAUCCCACUGCCCAGCUUGGGUAGGUGACAGACUCAGAGUUUGCAAAGUUCGACUCGUAUUCGCUGGGCUUAAUUCAUGCUCUAUAGAACUCUCAAGAUUUUCAUACUCUCCUCUCCUUUUCAACUGAUUUUCGAGACAUUGGUUUCACAGUGUAGUACAAACAAUUAGGCAUUUCCAAAUAUUUUUCGCUAUUUCUCAUGAUCUCCACUCAGCUUCCAUGAAAUUCUAGGAGUAGCCAAAAACUUCUCACUUCCCAUGACUUUCCAGCUUUUCCGUAACCUUUAUCAACCAUGGAUUUUUUUGUUUUGUAGAAGAAAAACUUCGAAAUAGUCAAUUACUGAGGAGCAAAUGAUAUAGAGACAGUCAACCUUAAAUUUUAAGACUUGUUUGCUGAUUUUUCCAGGUCGUAAGCCUGCAGCUCGAUUGGACAUCAGUGGAACUCCAGGAGUUGAACAACUCAGACCAUUAGAAAGAGAGGUACUUGUAAUCACAUGACACAAGGGACCAGUCAUUAAUUUUGUGGUUGUCACGAUAAAAUUUGCAUGACACCCCCCCCCCCCCAAAAAAAAAAAAAAAAAAAAAAAAAAAAAAAAAAAAAAGGAAGAAACCUCCCAUAUUCUUAAAAUCCCCGUACAUUAACAGUUAAUUGGCAGUCAAUUUUAAUACUCUUCCAGCGACCAUUGAUCCACCUCCGGUCCCCCUUAAAACCAUAUAAUCCUCCCAAAAUCUUCCACCCCAUCAGCGAGAAAAAAUGACCGUUUACUAACACGAUUACUUUCGACGCUUCAUAUUCUUUUCUUUUUGCCUCAUUCAGUUGUGCAGUAAUCUGAGGUUGUUGCCACAUGAUUACCAGAGUUACAAGUCCAGUCUCAUCAAAGAAUACGAGAAACAAGGCUCAUUACGACUUGCCCAAGCGCGCACUUUAAUCCGCAUUGACGUCAACAAGACAAGAAAGAUGUACAACUUUUUUGUGGAGCAAGGCUGGGUUAAACCGCCUGAUAGCUAGAUCAGUCUGG
Molecule: messenger RNA, 4895 nt
Organism: Pocillopora meandrina
Lineage: Eukaryota; Metazoa; Cnidaria; Anthozoa; Scleractinia; Pocilloporidae
Source: the annotation of a GenBank genome assembly